CCUCGGCCAUGGGACAUCAUCGACGAACAUGGCCCGGGUGCGCCUCUGCUCGUUCUUCCAGCACGAAUCCGCCCUGACGACCGCAAUGGCUUCCCUCAUGCGUCCCUCUGUCCUCCGCCAGGCGCCCGCCGCGUCUCAGCGCGCCCUGUCUGCCUUUGCGCGCCCCACCGCGCUGGCCCAGUUCAAGCCCGCCUUCCAGACCUCCACGCGGGUCGCCGCCUUCCACGCAACGCAGCGCAACCAGAUCCUGCCGCCGCUGCCGCAGACGAUUGUUGGCACCGCAAACGAGCCCGUUGCUGUCCCCACGCCCGACUCCAGCCAUGGAUCCUACCACUGGAGCUUUGAGAGAAUCGUCUCCGCCGGGCUCAUCCCCCUCACAAUCGCGCCCUUCGCCGCCGGCUCGCUGAACCCCGUCACCGACUCGAUUCUCUGCGCCCUGCUCGUCGUCCACUCGCACAUCGGUUUCGAGGCCUGUAUCAUUGACUAUUUCCCCAAGAACCGCGUGCCCCGCGUCCUCGCCGCGGCCAACUGGGCGCUUCGUGCCGGAACCGUGCUUCUGGGCAUUGCUCUGUACUCGUUCGAGACCAACGAUGUUGGUGUUACGGAGGCCGUUAGGAGGCUUUGGACCGCAUAGAGAUCUAGAAGAAGGUGUUUGUGGAUAUGAGGAGCUUGUGAGGAAUACAUGUGCUAUUAGGAAUAAGCAAAUACGCCAAUUGUAACUUCUUGCGUGUCUUACUGUGCGUUGGAAUAGUCUGAGUGAUUCGAUUAUAAUGGCCACUGAUAUAGGUGCACGCUGAACCGGUUGGUGCAGAUGUGUUUCGUUCAUAUCAGCCGUGUAUGCCAAUCUGAGUCAGUCACCAUUACCACUGCGCCCAUACAUCCCGCAUGUGCCUUCCAGGCCUCAGAAGUGCCCGCUGCCGAUCCUAUCAGCGGACCGCAACCGCACGAUCUUUAUGCGGUGGUCACGUGUCGUUGGGCUGUAGAAGUCGCCUACGAGUAAUGUUCUGUACACUAUUCUCGCUCUCAACACGAGGGCCAAGC
This is a messenger RNA of Boeremia exigua, 1041 nucleotides long. RefSeq names its product CybS-domain-containing protein. Lineage: Eukaryota; Fungi; Ascomycota; Dothideomycetes; Pleosporales; Didymellaceae. Gene Ontology annotation, molecular function: heme binding; ubiquinone binding. The coding region runs from base 29 to 634 and encodes 201 amino acids. Gene Ontology annotation, cellular component: mitochondrial envelope; membrane. The transcript has 3 exons. Gene Ontology annotation, biological process: mitochondrial electron transport, succinate to ubiquinone; tricarboxylic acid cycle. The record is from RefSeq and is a predicted model, not a curated record.